This is a messenger RNA of Anisakis simplex (herring worm), 237 nucleotides long. The record is from the annotation of a GenBank genome assembly. NCBI's taxonomy places the organism in Eukaryota, Metazoa, Nematoda, Chromadorea, Rhabditida, Anisakidae.
AUGCGACCAGUUUGGGUGCCGGGUACAAAUUGUGGCUAUCAUGCUCUUACAAUCGGAUUCCUUAUCGAUCAAAUUGUCCGAAGGAUCGAUGAGAAGAAAAGGGGUAUUACGGAGUUUCUUCGUGAAGAAAUUCUUGAUAAAUACGGUAUUGAUGAAUUAUGUAUUGGACUGACAGACGAACAACAAAAUAAGAAUGUAGCAACAUUGAUUCAACCGUCUGAUGAAGAGCUUUUAGCU